UCUCCCGCCCGUGGCGGGGCUGCGUCUACUGCGGAGGGUGCGGGAGGCUGCGGCGGCCGUGGCCGGGGUCCGGGCCGGGAGGCUGAGGCUGGCACGGCGGGCGCUGGGGGCGCUGCCCCCGAGGCGAUGAUGGGCAAGGAGGAGGAGAUAGCGCGGAUCGCCCGGAGGCUGGACAAGAUGGUGACCAAGAAGAGCGCGGAGGGAGCCAUGGACCUGCUGCGGGAGCUGAAGGCCAUGCCUGUCACACUGCAUCUGCUGCAGUCCACCCGUGUUGGCAUGUCCGUCAAUGCCCUGCGGAAGCAGAGCUCGGACGAGGAGGUCGUCACACUAGCCAAGUCCCUCAUCAAGUCCUGGAAGAAGCUCCUGGAUGCUUCAGACGCCAAAGCCAGGGAGCGGAGGAGGGGCGGGUCUCUGCCCACGUCGUCCUCCAAGGAGGCCUCCGAGGCCCAGGACCCCAGCCGCAAGAGGCCAGAACUGCCCAGGACACCCUCAACACCAAGGAUCACCACGUUUCCCCCGGUGCCAGUCACCUGUGACGCUGUGCGAACCAAGUGUCGUGAGAUGCUGACUGCUGCCCUGCAGACAGACCAUGACCAUGUGGCCAUUGGUGCAGACUGCGAGUGCCUGGCGGGUCAGAUCGAAGAAUGUAUCUUCCGGGACGUGGGAAACACAGACAUGAAGUACAAGAACCGCGUGCGGAGCCGCCUCUCCAACCUCAAGGAUGCCAAGAACCCCGGCCUGCGGCGCAAUGUGCUGUGUGGUGCCAUCACGCCCCAGCAGAUUGCUGUCAUGACCUCAGAGGACAUGGCUAGCGAUGAGCUGAAGGAGAUCCGCAAGGCCAUGACCAAGGAGGCCAUCCGCGAGCACCAGAUGGCACGCACGGGUGGCACACAGACGGACCUGUUUACCUGCGGCAAGUGCAGAAAGAAGAACUGCACCUACACACAGGUGCAGACCCGCAGCUCUGAUGAGCCCAUGACCACCUUCGUUGUCUGCAACGAGUGUGGGAACCGCUGGAAGUUCUGCUGAGCCCUUGUGCACGUGUGCCUGCAGCCUUGGGCCGUGGCCUCUGCUGGCCAGUGCCCUUUCCCCAUCCUCUGCCGACAGAUAACAGACACAGCUUCUUGGAAACCUGCCCUCAGAAGGCAGCACACCCUGCCCCUGUCCUACCUGCAGCACACCUUUCCCCUCAAAUCAUUAAAUGUUUCUUUUUGCCA
Messenger RNA from Dama dama (fallow deer), 1217 nucleotides. It is a transcript of the gene TCEA2, whose product is annotated as transcription elongation factor A2. Lineage: Eukaryota; Metazoa; Chordata; Mammalia; Artiodactyla; Cervidae. The coding region runs from base 127 to 1029 and encodes 300 amino acids. Gene Ontology annotation, cellular component: nucleus. The record is from RefSeq and is a predicted model, not a curated record. Gene Ontology annotation, biological process: DNA-templated transcription; transcription elongation by RNA polymerase II. Gene Ontology annotation, molecular function: nucleic acid binding; zinc ion binding. The transcript has 10 exons.